AUGGCGGACGUGGAGAUGAAGGAUUCCACUGCGGGCGCUUCGUCCAAGGGCAAAGCUGUUGUUAAGGAUUCCGGCGACGGCAAGAAGAAGUUUGAGGUCAAAAAGUGGAACGCCGUAGCCCUUUGGGCAUGGGAUAUCGUUGUCGACAACUGUGCCAUUUGCCGAAACCACAUCAUGGACUUGUGCAUCGAGUGUCAAGCCAACCAAGGCUCAUCAACGACGGAGGAGUGCACCGUCGCUUGGGGUAUUUGCAACCACGCAUUCCACUUCCACUGCAUCUCGCGAUGGUUGAAGACUCGCCAGGUCUGCCCGCUCGACAACCGAGACUGGGAGUUCCAGAAGUACGGUCGGUAA
Molecule: messenger RNA, 354 nt
Organism: Penicillium cinerascens
Lineage: Eukaryota; Fungi; Ascomycota; Eurotiomycetes; Eurotiales; Aspergillaceae
Product: SCF ubiquitin ligase complex subunit HRT1
Exons: 4
Coding region: 1-354 (117 amino acids)
Biological process (GO): protein ubiquitination; ubiquitin-dependent protein catabolic process
Cellular component (GO): nucleus; cullin-RING ubiquitin ligase complex
Molecular function (GO): cullin family protein binding; ubiquitin protein ligase activity; zinc ion binding
Source: RefSeq, a predicted model, not a curated record